AUGCAGCACGUCCCAGAGUCCCGCACCCAGACCUUCGAGGAGAUCUAUGGACCUCCGGAGAACUUCCUAGAGAUCAAAGUCCGCAAUCCUCAAACACAUGGCACCUCCCGCAACAUGUACACCUCAUACGAGAUCGUCUGCCGCACCAACAUCCCCGCCUUCAAGCUCAAGCACUCUGUCGUGCGCCGCCGCUAUUCCGACUUUGAGUACUUUCGCGACAUCCUGGAGCGGGAGAGCACGCGUGUGACGAUCCCCCCUUUGCCAGGCAAAGUGUUCACGAACCGGUUCAGCGACGACGUCAUUGAGCACCGCCGUGAGGGGCUCCAGCGGUUCCUGCAGAUCGUGGCGGGGCACCCCCUGCUGCAGACCGGAAGUAAGGUGCUGGCCAGUUUCAUACAAGAUCCCAACUGGGACCGCAAUGCGUGGUAG
Penicillium chermesinum is the source of this 429-nucleotide messenger RNA. RefSeq names its product sorting nexin-3. Gene Ontology annotation, cellular component: retromer complex; early endosome membrane. Gene Ontology annotation, biological process: endocytic recycling; late endosome to Golgi transport. Gene Ontology annotation, molecular function: phosphatidylinositol-3-phosphate binding. The record is from RefSeq and is a predicted model, not a curated record. NCBI's taxonomy places the organism in Eukaryota, Fungi, Ascomycota, Eurotiomycetes, Eurotiales, Aspergillaceae. The transcript is spliced from 3 exons. The coding region runs from base 1 to 429 and encodes 142 amino acids.